Messenger RNA from Trichophyton rubrum CBS 118892, 528 nucleotides. RefSeq lists its product as uncharacterized. The record is from RefSeq and is a predicted model, not a curated record. The coding region runs from base 1 to 528 and encodes 175 amino acids. The transcript has a single exon. Lineage: Eukaryota; Fungi; Ascomycota; Eurotiomycetes; Onygenales; Arthrodermataceae.
AUGGUUGGCGCCGGCGUGCCCUUGCGACUGAGCGCAAACGAGGUCGGAGGCGCAGACGACGAACUGGACGACCGCAUAGACGCCAGCCAGCUUAUACACCGCCGUACGGGGAGCAGCAGGAGCUCGACGGCCAGCAAUCGCAUAUCUGCUGCUCACCAGCGGGCCGGCCAGACUCGUCUCAGCAGCAGCAGCAGCGCAAACAACACCCCUCCCAACGCAGACAUACCAGACAUCGUCGAGACGCCUGCUGCCACCCUGGAGAAUAUCAAGGACGAAGACUUCCUGAAGAAACCCAAUCGAUCGUCUGCUAAUACUGCAUCCGACCAGCAGCGUCCGGCUACCUCACACAGCGAGGAAGAGGACGAGUUCGGCAAGAUUACAGAAAUGGCUGCUCCCACGGGCAUGUCAACGGCCAUGCAGAAACGGAGGAUCUCAGACGACCUGAAACGGCGAGGCAGCGUCGACGAGCGCACGUCCAGUAUGACCGGCGUCAGGCUCUUCGUAGCCAAUCCAGAUCUAAGCGAUUAA